AUGGAAUAUCUCCCACCAGGAGGUGCUAUUAAAUAUGAGAUAUAUGAAACAGUAGCAAACUGCUCAGUAGUGAAAACCUACGAUACCUGUCCUGUCAAAUGUAAAUACGGAGGUAAAAUGUCGGACGAUGGGUCAUACAUACGAAACAUUACAUGUUUUCCGAAUGGGACAUAUACAGCCCUUCCUGUUUGUACAUGCAAACCUUUGGUUUUGCUUGAGGGUAUGCGGUUAAAUAAAUCGGCAAAUCUUGAUUGUGAUAGCAAGAAACCUAGAGAAAAUUGCUUCGUGGAAUGCACAGAAGGUUACACAGCAGCAUUCACUGACAAGUUUGAAUGUAUGGACACGACUAAAUGGCGUGGAUCGGGAUCCUGCCGUUACACCGGAAGCGAAAUACAUAUUUGCAAAAAGCUAGAUCUCGGCAGCGAACAUGCUAUCGAAGGACCCUGCGUGCCGAAACUGGUUGGAGAAUCAUGUACUCUGAAAUGCAUAUCUGGUGGCCCAUAUGUAGAUGGAGCCAUAUAUCACAGCGUAAUGUGCAUGGGCAUAAGAUUUUGGCGAGAGGCUCCGCACUGUACCUGCCCUUUACCUGUUUUAUCUGAUGGAUUGGAAUUGGAUGUGGAACGCAAUAAAGAUUGCUUGGGACGCAAACCGUUGGAAUUGUGUUAUGUGCGUUGUCGACCGGGUUUCAAAUUAAGAAGACCUGAGAAAAAUUUCAUCGAGUGCAUGCAUGAGGCCGAAUGGAGUACUGAUCCAUACGGAAUUUCGAGGGCUCAGUGUGAUUACGUGGGAUCUUCAAUAGGCUAUUGCGCACAGCCGACGCUUUCUGGAGCUCAAGAAUUAGCGAGCGAAUGUCUCUUGGGAUUCAAGGAUGAUUCAUGUGCAGUGAAAUGCAAAGCAGGCGCAACAUUUCAGGGCAAUAUAGUUUUUGGAUACACUAUAUGCUUGGGCAGAAACAUGUGGAGUAAAUUGCCUGCGUGUCACUGUCCUCCGGCAGAAAGUGUUGGUCUCUUCAAAGGCGGUUUAGAGCUUGAUAUUACGAAAAAUAAACACUGCAACGAUGUGGCUCCGAAUAAGUACUGUUAUGUAAAGUGCAAGAGGGAUUUCGCUUUGAGAGCUGGAGGAAGGGAGUACAUAGCUUGUGAAACCAAACGAAAUAGAAAUGUCUGGAACACUCCUCCCGUGUGCGAAUACAGAGGUGCCUUAGCCUCAUACUGCUUGCAACCUGUUUUGCCUCAAGCAUUGGAUUUCGACUCGGACUGUGCGCUGAUGAAGCCCGAAGAGUCAUGCCGUUUGAAAUGCAAAGGAGGUGGAAGGUUUCUUUCCGGAAAACAUUACAUUUCUAUUAAAUGCAAAGGUAAUAAUACGUGGGAAGAGUUGAUUGAUUUUAAAGACUGUGCCUGUCCGUCACCUCUCUUGACAGGUAGCGUAACUCUUAGAAAAGAUAUGAACAGCCAUUGUGACGGAGUAAGCCCUGGAGGGAAAUGUUGGUUGUCAUGCCUGCCUGGUUUUACUUUAAGAGGCCAUAAUUACACCGCGUGUACUUUUGAUGACACCGUACAGAAAGAUUAUGCCCUCUUCAAGUGGUCGCCUCUUCCUUACUGUGAUUACACUGGCCCGUUAGAGCAAUACUGCGCAAACCCUACUAUACCUACUGUGCUGGAAUUUGAGGGAGAAUGCAGUUUGAAAGGCGUGUCAGAGGCCUGUACUUUAAAAUGUAGACGUGGUGGAAGGUUUUUGAAAGAUGGCAAGCAGUUCGACUACAUUCAUUGUAUCAAGCAUGGCAAGUGGAACGAUCUCGUUGAUUUUAUUGGAUGCUCGUGCCCGCCACCAAAGUUAAACGAUCUACUAGCUAUUGACACUGACAUAAAUGCAGACUGCGACUUUGUCGCACCAGGGCAGUAUUGCUACUUGAAAUGUCCAGGAGAUCAUCAUGUGCGAGGCUAUAACUACAUCAAAUGUCUCUCGGAUAACACUUGGAGCUAUCAGCCCUCCUGCGCGAAGGGAGUGAAGACGUGUGUGAAUCCACCAGCUCUUCUACUCGGCCAAGCACUUCUGCCGGAGAGUGCCUGUUCCAACAAGAGACAGUACGAGACGUGCACGAUCGCCUGCUAUUCGAUCGCUGGAUGGUCCUACGUCACGCUCACCUGUUUCGGAGACGACGCGUGGUCUAAACCACCGAAAUGUCAGUGCCAGCCCCCCUCGCUCUCUUCUGCGGCGGUCGAUGAAACGCGGAAUCCAAAUGUUGACUGCAGGGAAUUGGCUCCUGGGAAUCAAUGCUGGCUGAAGUGUCCUCCAGGUCAGGCGUUCGAAGCCAACGACUACAUCGCUUGCCGAGCAGAUGAAGACGUCGGGUGGGAUCCAGAAUCUAGAUGCGUGCCCCUUUGCUCGCCCUUUCCUUUUCACCUCACGCAGGGCCUGGCACUGAACGAGCCUAACUGCGACCGCGUGCUCGAAGGACGAUCCUGUCGCCUGAGAUGUGAGCCGGGAUACGUGCUGAAUGGGAGAGCGUGGGCACUUUGCAGGAACGGAGAGUGGGUUGGAAUACCUUCUUGCGCUUGGGGAGGAUGA
Messenger RNA from Uloborus diversus, 2568 nucleotides. Its product is annotated as complement component receptor 1-like protein. The coding region runs from base 1 to 2568 and encodes 855 amino acids. The transcript has a single exon. Lineage: Eukaryota; Metazoa; Arthropoda; Arachnida; Araneae; Uloboridae. The record is from RefSeq and is a predicted model, not a curated record.